GGUGCCCCGCCCCCGCCCCUCUAAGAGUCCAUAUAGGACCGAGCGGCCCCUCUCCCCUCUCCCCACGGCCUGGCCAUGACCCUGCGGAGGCUGCGGCGACUCCGGCCCGGACAGCCCGAGCGGGAGGUGACGGCGGCGGCCGCCUUGAGUGCGGAGGGGUCGGGCGUGCUCGGGGAGCGGGCGUCGGAGCUGGAGCGGGCGCUGGCGGCCUCGGGGGGCACCUUGCCCCGCGCCAAGAGGGGCUCCGGAUUCAAAUGGCAGUCUCUCAGUCAGUCACCUGAGCAGCACAGGAAAGUGAUCACACUGGAGAAGGAAGAAGCUCAGACCUUUGGUUUUGAGAUUCAGACCUAUGGGCUGCACCACCAAGACACCAAAAGUGUGGAGAUGUUCACCUUUGUUUGUCGUGUGCAUGAUGGGAGUCCAGCCCAGGUGGCAGGACUUAAACCUGGAGACACAAUUACUGGCGUGAAUGGUCUCAACGUGGAAGGGAUCCGCCACCGUGAGAUUGUGGAAAUCAUCAAGGCAUCUGGGAAUGUGCUUAGGUUGGAGACCUUGUAUGGCACAUCAAUUCGGAGAGCAGAGCUUGAAGCCCGUCUGCAGUACCUCAAGCAAACACUGUAUGAGAAAUGGGGAGAGUAUCGGUCCCUGAUGGUUCAGGAGCAGCGCCUGGUCCAUGGGAUCGUGGUGAAAGACCCCAGCAUCUACGACACCUUGGAGUCGGUGCGUUCCUGCCUGUAUGGUGCUGGGUUGGCUAAAGGGUCCUUACCCUUUGGGAUGUUCUUGCCAAGUUCAAGCAGCGCUUUCAGCAGUGUGGGCUGCGUCAGCACAGCCACAGAGGAGAGUGAGGAUUCAGUGUAUCAGACUUGCUUUUUUGACUCAGCUGACUCCUUGGACACUCUCCCUGCAGUCCCCCAGUUCACACGGCCCCGGCCAGCUUUAACCCGCAGUGCCAGCGUCAAAUGUGCCAGCAGCAAUGGAGCUGCCCGCUUCUGGGACAAGUCAUGUGACCAAAAGAACUCAAUGGCGACGCCACGGCCCAGGAAGAGCAAACCUGGAAGCUUCCGCAAAAGACUACUCAAGUUUAUCCCUGGAUUGAACCGUUCUCUGGAAGAGGAAGAGAGCCAGUUGUAAAGGGAUCCAUGCAAUUAGUGAGUCUAGGUCAGAGAGGUGCCAGCCUACCUCUAAUUUUUUUUUAAAGAAGUGGACUAUUUAUUUAUUUAUUUAUUUUUGACCAGCAAGAAGGCUUGAGCCCCUUUAGGGGUGCCUCAAAGGGCUCUAAAUUAUCAAGCUUCCAAGAAGACUAGAAGGCCCAGUGAACUUAGCUGUGCUUUCUGGGACAUUGACAUUGGAGUUGCUUAGGGCUGUUUAACUUCAUGAGGAAACAAGCUGGUGGAAGUAGGCGCUGGUGAGAAUUUGGGAGCAAACCUGCAAGCCAGAGCCCUCAAAGUAUUGGAGGGGCACAGAGGGAAUCUCAAAAUAUAACAAAUUGUAAGGCCAAAGAAGCACAAGUGAUCUGGAAUGCUGCAUUUCUGGGAGGAAUGUUUUGAAGGAACUGCCAUUUCAGGAACAGAAUAUAGAUAUAUCUGGUAAUGCAACUGAGUUGUUGCUUUUUAAAAGGGUUAGGUGACUUCUGGAAAGAGGGAGACGGAUCUGAGCUCCUUAACAAACAGGGAUUUUUUUUGUUUUUAGUAGAACUUUCUGGCAAUCUUCGAUGGACAUGGAAUGUUAGUUGUGGGCUCUGUUGUAGGACUGAAGGGGUGUUAGCAGAAAUUGAAUGUUGACCUAGGGCAUGAAGUAGGAUUAGGGUUAAGACUGGCAGCCUGUAUAUGGGGCAGUGGCCAGACCUGGGAUAAACAUUGCUUUUGGGGGAGGAAUCUGCAGGGUUGAUGCUAUACAUUGCAGCUAAGGGGCAUUACAAUUAUGAGAACUUCAGAACAUCUUGCAUCUGAAUAUUUCUAGUCCCGUGGUGGCAAACCUCUGGCACUCCAGAUGUUCAUGGACUACAAUUCCCAUCAGCCCCUGCCAGCAUGUAGUCCAUGAACAUCUGGAGUGCCAUAGGUUCGCCACCACUGUUCUAGUCAAUCCACCAAAGGUCAAGAACUGUAAAGAUAUCUGCUGUCACAAUUUGAACAAUGAGGUUCUUGUACAGCAGGGCUUGUGACUGCCAUAGCAACCAGCACUUUGUUAUUUAUAGUGAUGGUCUUCUAAUAUUGGAAGAACUUGAAGACGGUGGCGACAAUAAAGGGGAAUCUCCCUGUAUACAUCCUAUUUGCAAAAUGUGUGUGGUUUGGGCUUUUGUGCUUCUGGGCUGUCUGUAAUUAGCUCAAAAGAGUACUCUUUACCAGCCACACCCUGCCCGCCAUGUCACCUCCUGAGCCUGGAUUUGGGGGUGGGGUGCUUCAUUUCACAUUGGAAAAGUCCAAAUGCUCUGAAAAAAAAUUGUUUACUAUUUAUAGAGCUGCAGUUUUUUCCCCCCAAGAGCACAGCAGGGAAAGGAAAGCCCAUCUGUAUUGCACCUUCUGCCUGUUGCCCUGCAUGGUUUUGGAAGCCACAAAGAUGGAGAGCAAAAACAUUCAUAGAAGACACAUUAACUCGACAAAAUGCAAAUUGAAGGGGUUUAACUUAUUAGAGUACUUUGGAGGAUGGUGAGAAUAAUCAGAGCCUUUCUCCUGCUCUCUGAAACAAGUACUAGGAAAGAGAAACCAUGGGUAAGUUUAUAGCUUGGACAGCCUUUCUUCCAGGCAGUGUCUUGAAUGUUGUGAAUCAUCCACAAACAGCAGGAGAACCAUAGGCAGCUGGAAAGGUUAGAAUGACUAACCUGAUGGUUACUGACAAUGGUGUCUUGCUCAGUGAAGACCCUCUUAAAAUGAAUACAAAGGGGGAUUGGCUUGGACCAAGUCAUCUUGUCAGGGUAGAAUUACUCCUCUAAAAAGCUUUAGUUGUAAUCAUUCUGAAUCUCUCUGGCAGAAGGCAUCUGUGGGAGCAGCCAAAGCACGGGAUGGGGGUGGGGGGCUUUUUUGCAGUUGUAGCUGAAGCUUAUCUCAGGAAAUAGCUGCAGGAAAGCUGGGUGAUGUGGGGGGGGGGGAAGAGAUGAAGAGUGCAUAUUAAUAGAUGUCUCUCCAAAGGAAAUGCCACACUCCAAAGCAAAGCAAGGCCAAGUUCUGGGAAUGGGGGGAGAGUUAAGGGGUCGGUGUCCUCAAGUACAGCUUAUGUAUGGAUAAGCAUGUGACUGAGUAAAGGGGAGGGAAGGGCUGUUUUUUUGUACAGAUCCUGUCCACCGAUGGUUUCAGAUGUUGAUUUUGGACAGCUAUAGUAAACUUUUUUGCAUUCAA
This is a messenger RNA of Sphaerodactylus townsendi, 3332 nucleotides long. RefSeq names its product trafficking regulator and scaffold protein tamalin (gene TAMALIN). Gene Ontology annotation, biological process: signal transduction. The record is from RefSeq and is a predicted model, not a curated record. The transcript is spliced from 8 exons. NCBI's taxonomy places the organism in Eukaryota, Metazoa, Chordata, Lepidosauria, Squamata, Sphaerodactylidae. Bases 76 to 1131 code for a protein of 351 amino acids. Gene Ontology annotation, cellular component: plasma membrane. Gene Ontology annotation, molecular function: protein binding.